This is a messenger RNA of Rattus norvegicus (Norway rat), 3089 nucleotides long. It is a transcript of the gene Slc30a2, whose product is annotated as solute carrier family 30 member 2. The transcript is spliced from 8 exons. Bases 74 to 1192 code for a protein of 372 amino acids. Gene Ontology annotation, molecular function: monoatomic cation transmembrane transporter activity. NCBI's taxonomy places the organism in Eukaryota, Metazoa, Chordata, Mammalia, Rodentia, Muridae. Gene Ontology annotation, cellular component: membrane; zymogen granule membrane; mitochondrial inner membrane. Gene Ontology annotation, biological process: zinc ion import into organelle; intercellular transport; transmembrane transport. The record is from RefSeq and is marked reviewed.
GCUGAAAGUAGAAGGUGACUGCGAGCUGCCAUCGUCCCGCGCGCAACUUCGAGGGCUCACCGGGAGAGGUGGCAUGCAGACCAUGGACAAGCAGAACCUGCUGGAGAGCACGCGCGGAGCCCGGUCUUUCUUUGGAGCUCUGUGGAAGAGUGAAGCUAGCCGAAUCCCGCCUGUGAACCUGCCCUCUGUUGAACUGGCUGUCCAGAGCAACCAUUACUGUCAUGCGCAGAAGGAUUCUGGAAGUCACCCCAACUCCGAGAAGCAGAGGGCCCGACGCAAACUCUAUGUGGCCUCUGCCAUCUGCCUGGUGUUCAUGAUUGGAGAGAUUAUUGGUGGGUACCUGGCACAGAGCUUAGCCAUCAUGACCGACGCGGCCCACCUGCUCACUGAUUUCGCCAGCAUGCUCAUUAGUCUCUUCUCCCUCUGGGUGUCCUCCCGGCCAGCCACCAAGACCAUGAACUUCGGCUGGCAGCGAGCUGAGAUCCUUGGAGCCUUGCUGUCUGUACUGUCUAUCUGGGUGGUGACCGGGGUGCUCGUGUACCUGGCUGUACAGCGGUUGAUUUCUGGAGAUUAUGAGAUCAAAGGGGACACCAUGUUGAUCACUUCGGGCUGCGCUGUGGCUGUGAACAUCAUAAUGGGGCUGGCCCUCCAUCAGUCUGGACAUGGACACAGCCAUGGGCACAGCCAUGAGGACAGCAGCCAGCAGCAGCAGAACCCCAGUGUCCGAGCUGCCUUCAUUCAUGUGGUUGGGGACCUUCUACAGAGUGUGGGCGUCCUGGUGGCAGCCUAUAUUAUAUACUUCAAGCCCGAGUACAAGUACGUGGACCCCAUCUGCACCUUCCUCUUCUCCAUCCUGGUCUUGGGGACAACGUUAACCAUCCUGAGAGAUGUGAUCUUGGUUCUCAUGGAAGGGACUCCCAAAGGUGUGGACUUCACAACUGUGAAAAAUCUUCUGCUGUCCGUGGAUGGUGUGGAAGCCUUACACAGCCUGCAUAUCUGGGCGCUGACAGUGGCCCAGCCCGUGCUGUCUGUCCACAUAGCCAUUGCCCAGAAUGUUGAUGCCCAGGCUGUGCUGAAGGUGGCUAGGGACCGCCUCCAGGGGAAGUUCAAUUUCCACACCAUGACCAUCCAAAUUGAGAGCUACUCUGAGGACAUGAAGAGCUGCCAGGAGUGCCAGGGUCCCUCGGAAUAACUCCCUGGCCAGACACCAUCUCAUUGGAAGUAUGGCCAAGACCUGAGGGCAGAAUAGUCCGUGUGCAGCCGGGACCCCAGGAUCAAGACAUGGCCUGGUCCACUACACCAUGGGACUCUCCUAGGAUGGGGACAUAGCAGACGAGGCCCCACUUCUCUUUCAGGACUGUGUUUAGGCUGGAUCCUGGACUAAUGUUAUGCUCACACCACAGCUGGAGAGACACUGAGGCGCAGAAAGGGAUUUUGGGGUGUCCUUGUAUAAGCCAGGGUCUCUGUCUGAACCAAAAGUUGAACAAGAUCCACGUGUCACGUGACUGGAUAGUUGGAGCUCCCUUUAAAAGAAUCGGUCACAUUGAUAAAAGAGUUUUUGAACCGGAGUCAGGGGGAAGAUCUGAGGAUGUUUUAUUAGAAUUUGGGAGAAGGAAAAAAAAAAAACAAACCCAAUCACAGUCCAGGCAAGCCAAGCCGGACAUCUCAGCAGCUGCUGAAGGAGAGGGAGGUUGGAGAGAGAGCCAGGGCUUCUGAGUUAGGGUCAGCAGUGGAGUUCUGUAAACAGCUGGAUGGUUAUAAUGGGGGAGCGGGUUAAAGGAACAGUGAGAGUGUCACACACCGGCAAGCAGGUGUGCGUGCACACACGAUUUAAAGACAAAAAUGAAGAGAGGAAAAGGGGGAAGGAGAAACCGGCUUCUGAGUUAGUUUGGGAAAGCGAGCUAACUUAGCGGUUAAGGUCUAUAAGCAAGUGCCUGUAUGUGGGACCCCAGGGAACCAUGAGUGACCUAAUCAAAGAACUAAUUGUUCCUUGGCAUGUCUUUGGGUGACUGACCGGCCCAACUGAACAAACUCUGAAAGACUGCGUAGAGGUCGGGCCGUAACUUGGUGGAAUUGUUCCUCUCUGUCUUUAGGUGAAUUUCUGUGAUCAGUGUCAGGUAAUCAGGUCUGAGCCACCCUCGAGGGAGGGCUAUGGGAGGUUGGGACAGGUUAACUCCAUCCUCACCAGGGGUAGAAAGAACCUAGUUUCCAUUCUUUUGUCCAGGAGGAAUUUGCUCCUAGGGGAUCCGUCUCUGAUUAGCUUUACUGAACUGGGAGAAGAGCCUAUGUCUUGGCUAUAUAACAUGGCUUGCCAAGGCCUUGGGGACAGCAUUCAUACAACUGCCCCCAAGACAUGAGGCCAAGGGGCACCUGAGGCUUCCCUCUGCCUUGCUCACUUUGACUGUUGGGCCCCAAGUGACUUCCUGGAAGAGAAGGAGGAAGAGAGGCCUCUUCAUAGGGAAAAACCUGGCUGGUUCCUUCCUGGUACCCCAGCCCAGGAAGCCAUGUCAGUGGCCUUAACAGGUGGCAGGGACAGAUUCCAGUUAGCUCUUGUUCUCAUAGCCCCAGGGCCAGGCCACUUCCCUUGACCUGUCUCAAGAGAUAGAAGAUCCUGCUCUGUUGCCUAAUCGACCGUGACCUUAUUAGGGGUGAGGACGAGUCCAGGGGCUGACAGGAGGGGUGUCCUUGGAGUCCAUUUGAAGAAUCCUUAGAGCUGGCUUGAGGUUACAGGCGCAACAGUUGAGAGAUGUCCCCAAUCUUAUACAGGUGACAGGCCUGCCUUCGUAGGAAGUCCUGGGCCAAUGUGUACAUGUUCAUGCAGGCCAACUGGUUGUCACUUCUUAGUACCCGUGACUCACACGAAGACCAGGGACAUCCUGACAUCUCCCCCACAGGAGUGUGCAGGCAGCCCAGCCUGGUGGUUGUGUAUUGGUUUCUUUGAUCAGUGUCCUGGAAAGGCUCUUGUGAAGGGCCAGACAGGCCUCCCACGUUCCUGUAUUGGCUGCCCUAGCACAUAAGAGGAAAGGCUAGGUGUUGGCCUCCACCAACACCACCCAAUUUUAAAAAAUAAAUGGCUAGCAUUUGCUUUA